Molecule: messenger RNA, 1742 nt
Organism: Rana temporaria (common frog)
Lineage: Eukaryota; Metazoa; Chordata; Amphibia; Anura; Ranidae
Product: pancreatic secretory granule membrane major glycoprotein GP2-like
Exons: 4
Coding region: 176-622 (148 amino acids)
Biological process (GO): neutrophil migration
Cellular component (GO): cell surface; apical plasma membrane
Source: RefSeq, a predicted model, not a curated record
UGUCCUCUGAUUUCAGGAAGAAGGAUCCAGACUCUUUCUCACCAACACCAUAUACAUCGGUGCGCCAGUAAACUCCAAUGUCACCGUCAAUCCAAUCAGCUUCAACAUCACCUGCCCGCUCUUGACCGGGACAUACCCCCUCGCUCAGACGGUGGUGAUAUCUGGAGUGAACGCGAUGGAGCUGUACCCUCUCACCAUGGCUGCCUACAACGAUACAGAAUUUAUGGCUCCAUAUACUGCUAAUGAAAGGAUCCUGGGGUCAGAGGUCUACGUGGCGCUGUACGCCUACACGGGCGGGGAUACCUACGUUCUCCGACUACAGGACUGCACUGCCAGUCCCACCACUGACCGCAACAACACGAAGGCUCUCCAUCUUAUAUCACAGGGGUGUGCCACUGACAACGUGACCCGGAUAUUACAGAAUGGGAACUCCACAGAGGUCAGGUUGGAGAUCAGCCCCUCGCAGUUCCCGAAUUUUGCCACCGUAUAUCUGUUCUGUGACGUCCGGCUUUGUUUGAAGAGUGAAGAAGAAUGCACCGCGUGUAAGGAAUCGCAGUAUUUCAGCAUGGGGGUCACACAACUCCAACUGGACCUGAAGAUCAGAGGUAACUCACAACAGUAAGAGCAGAGCCCAACUGUCUUUAUAGACAGCCAACAAAUGGGUGCCAAAACGGGCCCCGCCCAGCCCCCAGCACUAGGUUCCUUUGGUAUUGCUCCAUAUGAUCUAAGUGCCUCCUUAUGUGGUGAGCCAGGAACCCUUUCAAAACAAUCUUCUAACCCCCGAACCCUGAAAAUUAUCACAUGAUCGAUAACCCCGUCCUUUCUCCUAACCUAACCCUGAGUCUGGCAUUACACCGGUGCAAUGCGGUCCAAACCUUUCCCACAAUUCACUUCUACUUGGGCUUAUUUAUCGGCUGCCUGGUAAGUUUGGGUGAUAUUUGGCUGCCCACAAAUUGGCUGGAUCCGGGGCAGAUCUAGAUUUUGAUUGGCUCACCUCAGCACGAGGAUGCGGGUGCUUUAUUAAAGGUUAAAAGACAGAAGGGUGCCAACUUAAUAUAUGCUGGGGGGGGCUCAGAGAUGUCAACCCUGGUUGGCUGCAUGUAAUGGAAAAAUGACAGGUACUCUUCACUGGCUGGUGUUUUAUAUAGGUGAUAGUACAUUAUAUGGCUGGUCACCAUUUUUUCUUUCAAUGUGUCUUAUAUUGUUCUCCUGUGACCAGAGGCGGCUCUAGGCUUUGUGAGGCUGCAGAAAAUGCACGGAUCUAGCACACAGGUGAUCAGCACCACUUCCAGGGCACCCUCCUCCUCACCCAUCAGACAUAUGCAGCCAAUGCAAGAGAGUGGGGGAGUGAGAAAGAGAGAGGGGUGAUAGAGAGAUCCGAUGGUGCUGACAUUAGGUAAAUUAGGUGGUCGCAAGGCCCCUGUGAGUUCGAGGCCUUAGGUGACCGCCUAAUUUGCCUGAAUAGAGAGCCGCCUCUGCCUGUGACCUCAGUACUAUCCUUGUCUGCAUGUAAUGAAAAGGAGGCAAUAGACAGGUACUCUUCUUUGGCUGGUGUUUUAUAUGGGUUAUGGUACGUUAUAUGGCGGGUCACCCAAGAGUUUGUACAAUGUGUCUUCUAUUGUUUUCCUGUCCUUGUCUGUCUUUGUCCGUCGUUGCCUUCAACCUCCUAAUAACAACCAAUGGGAACCAUUUAUAAUAUGCGUUGCGAUCGAGCCGGGACAAUAAAGAAGAAAAAUCGAUAU